Messenger RNA from Drosophila simulans, 529 nucleotides. RefSeq lists its product as uncharacterized. Bases 77 to 478 code for a protein of 133 amino acids. The transcript is spliced from 3 exons. The record is from RefSeq and is a predicted model, not a curated record. NCBI's taxonomy places the organism in Eukaryota, Metazoa, Arthropoda, Insecta, Diptera, Drosophilidae.
UUAGGCUGAUCCAAUAUCAGCAGACUUGUUUGAAUCAAUCAGUCAUAGGGGAGAACUGCAUCAGCAAGGUUGAGCUAUGAAUACCUGUAUCUCCUCAAUAUUGGUAGUGUUGGCCAUUUUAUCUUUCGCUGACUACUCCGUGGCAGACGGGGAUCGGCACCUAAAUGAGAACUUAAAUCAAGCGACUGUAAAGAAAACUAAGUAUGGUUGGCAAUGUGCCGGGGUGACGUGCCCCAUAAAGUUUACGGCAUCUUGUAAGGUAACCAAGAUCCUAAAGCCAUCUGACCUACAGCACACCGAGCUCCUGAUUUUAUGCAUGGAUAAAAACGAUAAGCCGAUGUGUGGGAUAACACGAACUCGCAAAGGCGUAAUACAGGAAGUUUUGGACGUGGACGAAAACGGAAAUACGAUAUAUGACAAAAAGGAGGUGAUUUCAGAGAAUGAUGGCACUAAAAUCCCUAGGUGCCCACGAAAGUAAAUGAUGUGCACUGAUCGAUUUCACACAAAUAUAUUUUAUCUACACAAGGUA